This is a messenger RNA of Spodoptera littoralis (African cotton leafworm), 1641 nucleotides long. NCBI's taxonomy places the organism in Eukaryota, Metazoa, Arthropoda, Insecta, Lepidoptera, Noctuidae. The record is from the annotation of a GenBank genome assembly.
AUGCAAUUGUUGCCGCUUCUACUUUGUGUGGUAUUCGUUUCAAUAGCCCACGCAAAAUUGUAUGCCAAAUCCCCAAAACUGAGGUUGAAUUACAUACAAGUACACAACUCACAAAAUUAUAAGUACCAGCCCUUACUACCCCAGGAAAGGCGAAAACUACCAUUGUUUCCAAAGGACCCUAUGAGAUACACGAUUUCACUGAAACCAAUGGUCAAUAUUCCAAAGCCAUACUUGGAAAAACAAAAACCGUUCAUGAAAAAGUUUGAGGAAAUUAUCGCAGAAAGUGAAAUAAUAAGAUCAAAACAUGACAAUAUUCUUGAUAAAGUUGAUACAGCACAAACUCCAACUGUAAAAUUGGAUGUAAUUAAAGAAGUCAGUAUCGAAAUUGUAGAAGAUGAACCAAGAGAACCUGAAUUCCAAAAUGAUGUCAGUAAAGAACAAAAUAAACGCAGUGAUAUUACUAAAUCUGAAGCUCCAAUAGACGAUAGUGACAAAGAAAUAAUUGUUCAGUUGAAAGAUAUAAUAUUACCACCAAGAACUGAACUUGAAGUUAUGGCAGAAAACAAAAGUGGUGUCGUGUUACCAGAAGAAGGAAAUUUAAUUGGUGAAGUCGAUAUAGUACAAACUCCUAUUGUAGAUGUGGAUGUAUUCAAAGAAGUUAGUAUCGAAAUUGUAGAAGAUGAACCAGAAGAACCUGAAUUCCAGAAUAGUGCCAGUGAAGAACAAGGUGAACUUAGUGAUAAAUCUGAAUCUGAAGCCCCAAUAGACAAUAGUGACAACGAUAUAAUUGGUCAGUUGGAAGAUGUAAUAUUACCACCACACACUGAACUUGAAGCUUUGGUAGAAAAUAAAAGUGUUGAAGAGUGUUCAAGUCAAAACGAGGCAGCUGAUGGAAAGGACAAUUUGAGCAACGAAGGAAGUGAAUUCCAAAAAUAUGCCAGUAAAGAGCAAGUAGAACUAAAUGAUAUGAUUGGUUUGGAAACCCUAAUAGACAAUAGUGAUAAAGAAAUUCAGUUGACAGACAUUAUAUUGCCACCAAAAACUGGACAUGGAGAAAAUACGAAAAUUGAUGUAGUUUUACCAACCGUAGAAGAAACAAAUAAAAGCGCAGCAGAUGAUCCAAAUGAAAAGGACAAUGUUGGCAAUGAUGAAAUUAUUCAAAAAAUAGAUAAUAGCAAUAAAGAUAAUACUGUUCAGUUAGCAGAUAUUAUAUAUCCAUCAAAAAUUGAACUUGACCCUAGUGCAGAAAACAAAAAUGGUGAAGUUUUGAAGAAAGGUGUAGAAGAAAAACGUAAAAGUGACAGAGAAAACAAAGUAGAUGAUAUAAUAGGAAAGAAUAAUGUUAGUAACGAAGAAAGUAUCCAAAAUACAGGUAUAAGUGACAAAGAAAAUACUGUUCAGUUGGCAGAUAUUUUAUUACCACCAAAUAAAGACCAAAAAGUCAACGAUGACAACAAAAAUGGUGAAGUCUUACUAGAUGUAGAACAAAUAAACAAAAAUUCAAAUGAAAAUGAAGCCGAUAACGUAACUGAUACAGCAAUUGAAGAGGAAAAUGCUAGCAAUGAGGAAACAGAGGAUUUUGUUACUACAGAGAUUUACAUGGACCCAGUAAUCUAUAGAAAGAAAAGUACGCUACGUUAA